Messenger RNA from Closterium sp. Naga37s-1, 8331 nucleotides. The record is from the annotation of a GenBank genome assembly. Lineage: Eukaryota; Viridiplantae; Streptophyta; Zygnematophyceae; Desmidiales; Closteriaceae.
AUGGCCAAGGGAGCAGCCAAGUCCAAGGGUCAUAAAUCCCGGUCUGAGAAGAGAAAGAAAGAAGAAAAAGUGAUUCCCACGGUUCUAGACAUAGUGGUCAACGUCCCAGGAGGAAAGCAGAUUCUGCUCAAGGGAAUAUCAACAGACCGCAUAUGGGACGUUCGACGGCUCCUGGCCGUACACGUGGACACAUGCCACUUCACCAACUUCUCCCUCGCACACGAGGUCCGCGGUCCUCAUCUGCGUGACUCCGUGGAUGUGGUAGCACUGAAGCCUUGCGUCCUUGACCUUGUUCAAGAGGAGUACACGGAGGUAACAGCCAAGGCCCUCAUCCGCUGUCUGGUGUUGACAUCGUGUCCUCAUCCCUUGACUGGCGCUCAGCUCUGUAUUCCCCUCCCUUCCGCUCUGCUCAACUCUAUGGUGAUUCCCCAUUAUGCAGAGGAGUACACGGAGGCAUCUUCCAAGGCCCACAUCCGCCGGCUGCUUGACAUCGCGAGCAGCAGUGUGGCGGAAUUCGGUAAAGUGCUGGGGCUGGGGGACGUGGGAAGCUUCCUCAAGAAGAAGCCGGGCGAAGCAGCAAGCGCGGGGGGGGACCAGGCAGGGACUCAGGGGGCAGGAGGAAGGGACGUGGCGGUGGCAGGAGCAGAAGGUGCGCAAAAGCCGGGGAAAGAGCUGCAAAAGGUGGGAAAGGAGGCGGGGAAAGAUUUAGAGAAGGAGGCGGGGAUAGAGGUGGGGAAGGACCUGUUUGUGACGGGCGCGGAUGGCAAGCGGCGGUUUAAGGGGAAGAGGGAGGCGGUGGAGGCUAUGGCGGCGGCAGCAGCGGCCACAGAGAAGGGCGACAUGACAGGGAUGUUCCCUGAGGAGUCGAAGCUGGGGGAGUUUUACGAGUUUCUGUCUGCUGCUCACCUCACUCCGCCCAUUCAAGCCAUCCGCAGGUCCCUGCGCGGGUCCGCCAAGGGCAAGGGGGCAGAGAAAAGCGGCGCACAGGACAUGCCGGAUAUGGGCACUGAGCUCUUCCCCAUAGAGGUGCGGCUGUGCACGGGCAAGACGGUGCUGGUGGUUGCCACCACCCAGGGAUUCCUGUGCCCCAGGAACAGGCUGCACGCACCCACACUCGUGGGCCUUCUGCGCCUCAUGAGCAAGCCCUUCGCCAAGGCCUAUGACGACUUGCUUGCUCUCUUUCUGGAAAGAAACAAGUUUGGCAACACACCCUACGGUUUCAGGUCCAACACAUGGGUUGUCCCUCCGCUUGCGGCUGCCAAUCCAUCCUCCUUCCCCCAGCUCCCCAUGGAAGAUGAUGCUUGGGGAGGGAACGGUGGCGGUCAUGGCUGGCAGGAGGAGCAGGAGGAACAAGAGGAGCAGGAGAGAAGGGAAACGAACUCAAGGGCGAGGGCAGUAGCAAGCAGGGACUGGGCGAGGGACUUUGCAGUGCUCUCUCUCCUCCCCUGUGACACUCCUGAGGAGCGUGUGGUGAGGGAUCGCAAGGCGUUCCUCCUGCAUUCCGUCUUUGUGGACACGGCAAUUCGCAAAGCCGUCACUGCCAUCAACACUGCUGCUGCGGCGGCGGCGGCAGCAGCUUCUGGGGGGGCGGCAGCAGCUGCUGGGACCGUCACGGGUACCCCAGCCGAGGACGUGUCGCUGAGUCGGGCUUCUGCCGAGCCUGGAUUGCCAGGCUCAGUAGCAGCGGUGGAAAAAGGGCUUCUGCUGGUGGAGCAGCAGGGGGGGAUGCGUGUGACUGUAAUGAAGGGCGAGGAGGACCCGAGUGGGAAGGUGCUGUCGAAAGUGGAGGUGGGGUGGAGGAGGGUGGCGGAGGGGGAGAGGGAGGAGGAGAAGGAGUGCAUGGUAACGAAGAGCCUUUUGAAGGGGAUUUCUGCUGAUGAGAGCACGGCAGUGCAUGACCUAGAGUCCCUGGGCACAGUCAUUGUUCACUUGCACGGCCUCACAGCGCGAGUGACCGUCCCUGACGCCCCUGCUCGCGCCCAGACGCUCCAGGCGCAGCUGCAGGCGCUGCGAGAGAAGAAGGCGGAUAGAGAUGGCAAGGAGGGCAGGACGGGCGGAUUGGCAGAGGAUGGGGAGGAGAAAGGGGCUGGCGAAGGAGGUGGUGGGGUACGUGCAAGGGAGAGAGAGAGGGUGGCGGAGCGAAAGUCUGAAAGGGAGGAGGAACGGAAGGAGGAGAAGGAAGGGGAGGAGAGGUUGUUGGAGCUGGAUGUUCCAGAGCAGGAGGAAGCAGGCGCCAAUGCACUGAACGCCAACAGCCCUGCAUCGAGCAGCACCACCACAAGCAACACUACCACGAGUGUCCCCGCCACUUCUCCUGCUCCAGCUGCUGCUGCUGCUGCAACUCUGCGUCAGGUGCUGUCUAUUGGGCUGGGCCGUCUGCAGCAGGAGGAGGAAGCCCAGGAGAGGCAGCGGAUGGCUAGGAAGAGUGCCUUAGCGGAGAAGCUUGUAAAGGGGCAGGAUGUAGUGGCGGAGGGAGGGAAGGGAGUGGAGGAAGGGGUGAUGGUGGUGAAGGGUGAGGCAGCUGGGGCCACAGAAGUUGGCGAAGAGGGUGCAACGGGUGAAAAGGGUGUAGGGCACCUGCAGAACCCACCCAAGGAGGAGGAGAAGAGCGCAGAGAGUGGUGAGAAGAAGGAUACAGCAGGUGGGGCUCAGGGGGGAGAAGUCAAGGAGAAGGAUGACGGUGUGAAGGCAGGUAGUGGAGGAAAAGAGGGGGGAGCGGAGGGAGCAAAGAGUGGGAGUGUUGCAGCAGAGGCAGGAGCAGGUGCUGCAGCUGCAGCUGCAGCUGCCACUACUGCUGAUGCUAACACGUCUGCUUCCACUACAGGAGCUGUUCUCCCUGCGACUGCUGGUGCGGGUGAGGGGGAGGCACCAGUUGGGAUGCAAGAGGAGCCCUUGGCAGCAGGCAGGGAAGGGGAUGAGCUGCUGGAGUUGCUGGGUGAGAGCAAGUAUGAGAAGCUCAAGAAGGCGGACGUGGGGCUGCAUGCUAUGGUGAGCCGCCCUGCUGCCUUCCUCUGUCCUGAGCGUGAUGAUAUAUUUUCUUUAGAUGUCCCACAAACGGGGAGAGCUGCUGCAGCUGCUGGCCGAGAAAAGACCGUCCAGGCGCUCAAGCAGGGAGCGCGGGACUUCUACAGGAACACUGCCCUCUCUAAGCUGGUCUCUGACUUCGCCUCGCUGGAGCUCUCUCCAGUCGAUGGGCGCACGCUCACUGAUUUCAUGCACACCCGCGGCCUGCGCAUGCGAUCUCUCGGCAAAGUGGCUGCACUAGCAGACAAGCUGCCCCAUGUGCGGUCCUUGGCUGUACAUGAGAUGGUGGCGCGGGCAUUAAAGCACGCUAUCCAAGCAGUGGUCACCACCACUGCACUCUCCACUGCUGCCGCUGCACCUGCUGCUGCUUCUGCUGGUGCUGGUGCCUCCAGUUCCUUGGUAGCAGCCAGCAUAGCUGCUACUUUCAAUGCCAUCUUUGGGUCGUCCGUGCAUAAAAAGGGCGCAACUGCGUUCUCUAACAAUGACGGUAGCAAGGGGGAGGACAAGGGAGCGGGGGAUGCGGAGGCGUCGCUGGGAGGCAUGGUGUGGCGGUGGGUGCGUGUGUUUGCACGAGUGCGGUUUGGCUUCGACCUAGACGAUGAGGCGCUGGCGAGUCUGCGCAUGCUCUCGCUGCUCAGAGCUCUCUGCCUUAAGGUGGGCAUUGAGAUCUCUCCCAAGUCGUACGACUUCAACUCGCCCACGCCCUUCCACGCCACUGACAUCGUCUCCAUGGUGCCUGUUCUCAAGCACGUGCUGUGCACGUCAGCUGAUGGUCGCACACUGCUUGAGGCGUCCAAGGCAGCUCUCGACAAGGGCAAGCUUGACGAAGCGGUUUCUUGCGGUACCAAGGCCCUGACAAAGCUCAUCUCAGUGUGUGGGGCGUAUCACCGCAUGACAGCAGGGGCGUACAGCCUGCUGGCGGUGGUGCUGUAUCACACAGGGGACUUCAACCAGGCCACCAUCUACCAGCAGCGCGCUCUCGACAUCAACGAGAGAGAGCUGGGGCUGGACCACCCUGACACCAUGAAGAGCUACGGCGACCUGGCUGUGUUCUACUAUCGAUUGCAGCACACGGAACUCGCAAUAAGGUACGUGCAGCGGGCGCUGUACCUGCUGCACCUCACAUGCGGCUCGGAGCACCCCAACAGCGCGGCCACAUACAUCAACAUGGCCAUGAUGCUGCACGGCCUCUCCCAGCUCCACCUCGCCCUGCGCUACCUGCACCGCGCGCUGCGCUGCAACCACCGCCUGCUGGGCCCCGACCACAUCCAGACGGCCGCGAGUUAUCACGCAAUCGCCAUCGCGCUCUCUCUCAUGGACGCGUACGCGCUGUCAGUGCAGCACGAGCAGACCACGCUCAACAUCCUGCAGGCGAAACUGGGCCCAGACGACCUGAGAACCCUGGACGCGGCGGCAUGGCUGGAUUACUUUGAGAGCAAGGCAGCGGAGCAGCAGGAGGCUGCCCGCACAGGCACGCCCAAGCCAGACGCCACCAUUGCGUCGAAAGGGCACCUCAGCGUGUCGGACCUGCUCUCAUUCAUCAACGACGAGGAGCAGGGGCGGAGGGAGGUGAUUCAGGAGAUCAUGCGCAAGCGGGGCCGACGCCCCUUGCUCAAGUCCAAGGGCGAUCGCCUCAUAGCAGCAGCCACCGGUGGAGAAGAAACAGCAGACAAAACCAGCCCAGGACUGGUUGAGGCUUCUACUGGCGAAGUUCCUGCCUCUGGAGGUGCUAAUAACGAGGUCACUGACAGUGUCCCUGCUCCUGCAGCAGCACAAGCAGUAGCAGCUGCUGCACAAGUAGACAACGGGUCAAGGCCGCUUCUCAGUGGUGAAGCAGAAGCAGAAGCAGCAGCAGCUGCUGCUGCUGCUGCUGCUGCUGCUGUUGCUCCCCACGCUCCUUCGUUUGCUGCUGCUGCUGCUUCAGCACCUGCCUCCGCUUCUGCUGCUGCUGGGGCUGCAGCAACCGCAGUUGCAGCUGCUGGUGCUGCAGCCACUGCAGCAACAUCUGGGCCUGCAGAAGAGGGGGAUGACUCUGACGGAUGGCAGACAGCUUGCAGCCGCGCUCACAGGCACAGCCACCAGCGCAAGGCGGCAGCUGCUGCUACUGGAGCAGCUGGAGCAGGAGCAGGAGGGACGGGCGUUGGGGGGGUUAAGGCAGCUAGUAGGGGUGUGGUAAGGGGAGGGGAUGCUAGGGGCAAACGGGCUGGUCCCAAGCAGUUAGUGCAGGCAGCAGCAACAUCGGCAGCAGGAGGAGCAGCAACAGCAGCAGCAGGAGUAGGAGGGGGAGGGAGCGUGGCAGGGGAGAGUAGCAGGCAGAAGGUAGGUCCUGGCAUUUCGCCUGUCACUCCUGCCCCUGGAGCUGCUCCUUCCAAUGCUGCAGCUGCUGCCAACGUUGCUGAUGUGGCUGCUGCUGCUGCUGCUGCUGCUGCUGCUGCUGCUGCAGCUGCUGGCAGUGGUGCUGCAGCUGGGGAUGUGAACCCCACGGCCGUGGCCCUAGCACCACCUGUGCGAGAGGGCCCCAUGACCCGCUCCUGGAAGGAGAUCGCUCUUCUGCCACCUGGCAAAACGCCAUUGGCUGCUGCACCAGCGGUGCCAGAAUCUGCGGCUGGAGUUUCAGCGACAGAUGAGAAUGGCCCUGCCAGUGCGACCACUGCAGGAGGUCACUACCCCAUGCCAUACCCUCAUCACCCUUAUUAUUACCACCCACAGGCCCACCCACACCCUCACUCUCAUGUCCACUCGUACCAACUGCAGCAGCAGCAGCAGCAGCCGCAAGACCUGCAGCAGUACAGCCAGCAGCAGCAGCAGCAGCAGCAGCAACGCUACAGCCACCGCUACAACCGCCCGGCAUUCAUCCCACCCAGGUUCCUGCGCAAUGCAGCCGCUACAGCUGCCGCCGCCGCUGCUGCUGCUGCUGCAGGUUCUGGUGCAGCCAUGGGAGGCGCACCUAGCAUACCUACCAUACCUGCUAUGCCUGCUAUGCCUGCUAUGCCAGUGUACAUGCCUGUACACAUGCCUGUGCACAUGCCACUGGGAGUGCCUGUGCCUGGGGGGGUGCUGAUGCCUGUGGGCGGGCCUCUGCCUGUGGCUCCCACCACCAUCACACCAUCCACUCCUGCUGCUACUGCCCCCACAUCCCCUGCCGCCACAGCCCCCACACCUGCUCCAGCUAUUAAGCCCAUGAAUCCUCACGCUCUCGAGUUCGUUCCAGGAAAGAACUGGGGUGCCCUUGGGCCAGCUGCUGCAGCAGCCCAUCCUGCUAACUCACAAUCCGCAGUGGCAGCAGGAGCAGCAGUGGUGGCAGAAGCAGCAGGAGGAACGGGAGGAGCAAAGGUGGUGGGGUGGAGAGCGGUGCUUAAUGGUGGUGUAGGUCCUGGUAACGGGAUGGCUGGGGAGGGGACUGCUGGUGGUGUUGCUGGUGGGGCUGCUGGUGGGGCUGCUGGUGGUGCUGCUGGUGGGGCUGCUGGGAAGGUAGGAAGUGGGGAGAAGGCAAAGACACACGGCAAGAGAGGGAAACAGAGCAAGGGGGGCAAGCACGAGCAGCAGUGGGAGCGCAAGGGGAAGAGCGAGCAAGUGGGGGCGGAGGGUAAGGAAGCGAACGAGAAUGGAAAGGAAGAGCCAGCACUGGUUAAGGAGAAUGGGAUUGUGCUACAAAGGGAUGUGACAAGAGAGGGCGAGAGGGAGGAUAAGGGAAGGGGGAAUGAGAAGGUAAGGGAGAGUGAGGAGAAGGGUAGCAAGGAUGAGGAGAAGGGUAGCGUUAAUGAGGAGAAGGCAAGGGAGAGUGAGGAGGAGGUGAUUGAGAUUGUGAAGGUGUGUGUUUCCGAGACUGUGGUGUCUGGGGAUGGUGGUUGUGACCCUCCCCGGCCCUGCGAGAAUGAGAGGGGUGUAGCGGAAGGGAAAGGGGUUGAAAACGAUAAGGUAGAGAAGGUACUUGAGGAGGAGACGGAGGAGCAGGAGGAUGGACAGGUAAUUUCAAUGCUCUCUCUGAGCGACUCUGGCAGUGAUCCAGAGAGCGAGGAGGUGAAAGAGGGAGAAAGGGGUGAUGUGGAUGACAAGAAUGGAGGGAGUAAGAAGAUGGAGGGGAAGGGAGGAAAAGGUGAGCAGGCAAAGGGGAGGCAGGAGGCAGGGAAACCUGGCAUGAAAGUGUCGAUGUCCUGGGCCGAUAUGGCUGAUGUAAUGGAUGAGGAGGAUAGGGCAGAGACGACCGAGAGGAAGGGAGGGAAGGUUCAGCAGUCGAAGGGACUGCAGGCGGGGAAACCGGGGCUGAAAAUGUCAAUGUCUUGGGCCGAUAUGGCUGAUUUGAUGGAUGAAGAGGAUAGGGCGGAGGCCGCAGCUGAUGCUGCUGCUGUGGAUAAGGAGGUGGUGGGGGGAGGCAGGGGAGAGGGCCGGCAGCAGCAGAACCACCGGCAGCAUUCGCAGCAUCAGCAGAGGAAUCAUCGGCAGUGGCAGCAGCAGCAGCAUGCGAAGCAUGGGGCAAACAGGGGGAGGGCACAGCACCAGCAGCAACAGGAGGGUCAGCAACAGCAGCAGCAGCAGCAGCAGGGGCAGCGGCAGCAGCAGCAGGGGCAGCAGCAGGGGCAGCGGCAGCAGCAGCAGGGGCAGCAGGAGGGGCAGCAGCCGCAUGGGCAGAAGGCAGGGCAGGAGCAGGACGGGCAGAGGGCCGCAGGGAGGAGGCGAGGGACCUCUGUCCCUCGAACCACCUGGGCCCCGAAAUCAGUCCAGCAGCCACCUGUGAAGCCUGAUCAGGAGCUAGCUGUUGGACCCACAGCCAUCUCAGGUGUUUCAGGAGCUUCAGGUGUUUCAGGGGACUCGGGUGUUUCUAAUGGUGUGGGAAUAUUGGGGAAUGGCGAGGCACAUGCAGCAGCUGUGGCUACGCUGGGGAGGGGCCAACAGGGGACUGAUGGUACUGGUGGUGGGAGGGCAGCAAGAGAGGGGAGGCGGCGCAGUGGGAGGGGUGGGGGGAGAGCUCAGGGCAGGGGCCAUGGGGCAGUGGAGGGUGGGGAGCAUGCAGCAGCAGGGAGACAGAUGAGUGGGUUGCUUGCUGGUGGUGGCGAGGAGGGAGCGCAAGUGGGAGGGAACGGGGAAGAGAAGGGAGAAGAGAAGGGGGAAGAGAAAGGGGAGGGGACAGGGGAGGGGGAGGAUGGAUUCACAGUGGUGACGCCUAGGAGGAAGAAGCCUCCUCGCAGUGCAGGCCACGGACGACAGGUAGGGACCGCACAGGCAGAACCAGCACCAGCACCAGCACCCGCACCAGCAUCAGCAGCGGCUGCACCAGCAGCAUCAGAAUGGCGGGAACGGCACAGCUGA